UGAGUGCAGCACAGAAGUUGAUUUCUUGUUUGUGUAUCUGCUGGAUAAUAGGUGAGGUUAAUAUUUCUUUGUUUCCUGCAAUGGCAUCUAACAAGUUUGUUGGAGAUUAUACUGAAGAGCUAACAUGCCCUGUUUGUUUGGAGAUGUUUCAAAAUCCUGUAAUUCUAGAGUGUGGCCACAAUUACUGCCAGAUUUGUAUCGAACAGGCCUGGAAAAAUAAAUCAAGUCUGACUUGCCCAGAAUGUCGAAAGUGGUUUCCAGUCAAGAAGUAUACUGCCAACCGUCUGCUGGAUGCUAUGGUACAGAAAGCUCAAAAGCUGUGUCUGGAGCAAGGGAUGACCACAUUCUGUAAAGAGCACAAGGAAAAACUGACAAUGUUUUGUAAGGAUGAUGAGUUACUAGUCUGUUCCUCCUGUAAGCACUCUCUACCUCAUUUUGGCCACCUUUUUAUGCCACUCUCAGAAGCUGCAGAGGUGUACAAGGAAAAGCUUAGACAAAAGCUAAUGUCUUUGAAAUCUGAACUGAGAGAAAUGCAGGAACAGCAGAAGAGACAGAAGGAUGACCUUCUGAAACUCCAGGACAGUGUCAACAGUUUCGAGCAGCAUAUUUGCUCAGAAUUCAGAAAAAUGCACCAGUACCUCGAAGAUUUGCAAAAAGGUCUGAUUGAGAAACUUAAGGAUGAACAAGCGAUGAUCUUGCAGCAGAAAGAGGAGUGCCAGAUGGGUCUGAAGGAAGAUAUGGAAGAUAUUCAGGAGAAGAUUUUUGAAAUAGAAUCCAGUCUCCAGCAAAAUAAUCCAGUUACUUUACUCAUGAGAAUAACGUCUCUUCUAAACCAACCAUUCCAUGAGGACAAUGUGGCAUUUCAGAGUUUCCAGGGUGGCUAUGGUGAAGAUUGGCAAUAUUCUUUUGAUGAAAUGGACAGAUUUUUGGAUGGCGAUGACUACGAUGAUGAUUAUGAUCAUUAUUAUGAUUGUGAUGAUGAUGACCGUUACUAUCCAGAACUGUUUUCGAACUCUGAAUUUGAAGGUUCAGAUUCGGAGUAUUCUGAAGACCCUGAACCAGCUGCUCUGAGUAUAGAAAUUUAUAAAGGCCCUCUGCAACUCAUUGUGUGGAAAGCUAUGAAGUCCAUCUUCUCACCACUUUUUGUAUCUCCAACUCUGAAUGCUGCUACUGCUCAUCCAAACUUGGUCUUGUUCGACUGCGGUAUGAGUGUGAGAAAUACAAUGAAGAGGCUGUCGGUUCCUUACAGUCCAAAUCGGUUUGAUUGCCUUCCUUGUGCCGUGGCCAGUGAGGGAUUCACCAGUGGCAAACACUACUGGGAAGUGAAUUUGAAAAGCAGUACAAGAUGGGAUAUCGGUAUUGCAAGGAAAUCUGCUCAGCGUAAAGGGUUCAUCACACUGGCACCUGAGAAUGGCUAUUGGGCAGUAUCUCUUAGCAAUGCAAGCAGUUAUGAGGCACUGACGUCUCCCCCAAAACGUCUUUACCUUCAGGAUGAACCUUCCAAGAUUGGAGUGUACCUAGAUUAUGAGGGGGGGCAGCUGUCUUUCUAUGAUGCAAAAACCAUGGCACAUAUCUAUACAUUUACCUGUACCUUUGUAGGGAAACUGUUCCCUUUCCUGGCAUGUUACUUUCGUGGGAAAAAUAGUGACUCAUUGGCUUUUGUUUGGCUGCAUGGUUCUUGCUUUGGUUAAUAUGUAAUUUUGAUGUGCAUUGAUUUUUAGAUCUUUUACUUGUGGACUGCUUUCCCUUUUAUAUACAGGUCCUGUAGUGAAAUGAUGUAGCCUGUUUAUCCUGGGAGGUUGAUAUUUCUAGCCCCUCUUUUCUAAUUUUAACACAUCUAGGGAGAGAAUAUUGCUGAUUAUGGUCUCAAAUGUUUUUACUGCAUCAGGUUUGCUUUCAUCCCGAUAUCUAGUUUAUAGGAAAAUGGAUUUCUCUGUAGAAAGCUUUCUGAAGUUUCAACAAUAAUGCUGAUUUAAUGUUUUCAUCACAGUAGGUAGAUAACCCUGUAAGCAGCAGAUCAGUUUUAAAAAGUGAUUGCAUGAUCAUUGUAGGGUGCACUAACAUAAAAAAACUCUGGGGAGUGUUUGAAUUGUCGAUUUUAAACUAAACCACAUUUCAGUGUAUAAACAGGUGUAUUGUUCCACGUGUUUUCUAACUUCCUAAGCUAUGCAAGACAUUCUUGCUUUGAGUUUUAGCUACACUAAUGUCUAUAAAAUAUUUUGUUACUGGCUGGACCAGGAGUGAGUGAAAAGAUGAAAUAUGUAUUUGUAGUGGCUGUGUAAUGAAAUAAAGAUAUAUCUUAAUGUG
Molecule: messenger RNA, 2307 nt
Organism: Protopterus annectens (West African lungfish)
Lineage: Eukaryota; Metazoa; Chordata; Ceratodontiformes; Protopteridae
Product: nuclear factor 7, ovary-like
Exons: 6
Coding region: 81-1691 (536 amino acids)
Molecular function (GO): protein binding; zinc ion binding
Source: RefSeq, a predicted model, not a curated record